Daphnia pulicaria is the source of this 1108-nucleotide messenger RNA. Its product is annotated as methyltransferase-like protein 7A. The transcript has 3 exons. The record is from RefSeq and is a predicted model, not a curated record. Gene Ontology annotation, molecular function: S-adenosylmethionine-dependent methyltransferase activity. Lineage: Eukaryota; Metazoa; Arthropoda; Branchiopoda; Diplostraca; Daphniidae. The coding region runs from base 71 to 862 and encodes 263 amino acids.
CAGUAGUAGCCAUACCCUCCUGACUAAAGAAUCAAAAUAUUGCAAUCCAAGCAAUAACUCUAUAUAAAAAAUGUUGGAUCAUCUUUCAGCAUUGUUUUAUUCUGCGACCCAUUCGUGGAUUUAUCUUCUUCUUCUAGCAUCUACCAUAAUAUUUUUAAACAAUUACUCUCGACAAUUGUUUUUUUUUAAAGCGUAUAAUACCUUACUUGGCACUUAUCAUGUGACUUGUCGGGAACUGAAACAGGAACACUUUGAUUCGAUGAAGAAUCACAAAUCAGCAGAUCCUCGAUUGAGGGAAAAGGGAGGACUGAGGAUCCUCGAAAUCGGACCCGGUCCCGGUUACAAUUACGAAUUUUAUCCGCCCAAAAGUGAAGUGACGGCCGUUGAAGUCAAUCCGUUUUUCGAGGAGCAAUUCUUCAAGAAACAGGCCGACCAUCCGCACAUCAACAUGGACCGUUUCGUCGUCGGCUUUGCCGAGGACAUGAAGGGCGUCCCGGACAACAGCGUUGACAUCGUCGUCUCAACUAUGGUCCUCUGCUCCGUCGGCAGUGUAGAGGGAGCCCUGAAAGAAAUCCACCGGGUAUUGGCUCCGGGCGGUAAAUAUUAUUUUUGGGAGCACAUCAUUGAACAUGAAUACAGAUUAGUCCGAUACAUUCAGAACAUUGCUUCUCAUCCGUUGUGCAUGUACCAAUUUGUCUUCGCUGGCUGUAAACUCAACCGGAAAAGCGACGAGGUUAUCCAAAGGAACGACUUGGGAUUCUCGCACAUCGACCAGAAAAGAUUCCGAACCCCCCAGAAGAGUGGACUGCACGCCAUAUGCAUUUUUCAUAGCUCUCAUGUCAAAGGAAUCGCCACAAAAUAGCAGCAAUCGCCUAAAAAGGGAGUCAAGCAUUUUCCAUUAAAAUUCUUGAUUCUUCACAUUAUUUUCUUUUUGAAAUUAGCCUAGUUGUCGGAUUUAUACUUCACUGUUUCAAUUUAGUUAUUUUUUAAAAUUUUUGUGUGGGUCAUUUCGGGGAUUCAAAUUAGGAAUUGGUAAUCAACGGAGUUAUCUCGGGUUUGCUUUGCAUGUUCAAACGGUGCUUAUAAAAUAUACCAAAAUUAUAUAUGA